AGAAGUGGAUGUCUUAAGAAAAAUCUAGUUACUUGACCCCUUCGGUGAGGCGGGUAUCGUCAAAUUCUAUGAUUACUUCACUUGGUAGGACUAUCAUUGUAUUUUACUUGAAAGGGUAGCAUAUUCAACAAUUUAAACAGCUUGACAUCAAUCUCCAUGAUUACAUCCAAUCACAUACACUCAACAUUAAGGAAAUCCAAUCAAUCUUUAAAUAAGUUACUACCUCACUAAUGUUUAUGCAUUCCCUCGGAAUCACACACACCGAUCUCAAGCCUGAAAACGUUGUCUUUGCCAAUCAACAAAAGUACCCAGAUCAAUUAAAUGACUAAGACAUUUAGUUAAACUAAUAGACAUGGGAGGUGCCACUCAAGCCAAUGAACAUCACAGUACCGUCAUCAAUACUAGGUAAUACAGAGCACCUGAAGUCAUUAUGCGAUGCGACACCUGGGACACCUCAAGUGACAUUUGGAGUCUAGCUUGCCUCAUAGUAGAAUUAUAUACUGGUAUAUACAAAAAACAAACCUCAAUAUAGGAAGAGUUUUUAUUAAAGUAGGCAAUAACGACUUAAUGCAUUUGGCUAUUAUAUAAUCAAUCUUUGGACCAAUCCCCUCGUACAUGAAACAAAGUUCCAAAUUUAAAUCCAGAUUUAAUUUCUUACCUAAAGUCUAGGCUUAAAAAUAAUUGCAUCAAAUCAUUGAAGAUCAAGAUCUCCUUGAUCUACUUUAUUUGAUGUUUUCAAUAGAUCAUCAUCAUAGAAUUAAUUGCAAAUAAAUUCU
Molecule: messenger RNA, 776 nt
Organism: Paramecium octaurelia
Lineage: Eukaryota; Ciliophora; Oligohymenophorea; Peniculida; Parameciidae
Source: the annotation of a GenBank genome assembly